AUAUAAUGUGUAAAAUGCUGCUCUUUGGAAUUUGCGAAGUCAUUUUGUAGCACUAACAGGGGACGAGAGCGGGGAAAUGGGAGAAGUGGACGCUGAUCUAUAUUCGAGCUUAAUCCGCAGUGUUGAUUCUUCGGACGACCUCAUUAAGAGAACCGGUACAACAUGGACAGCGGUGGCGCAUAUAUUAACAGGGGUGGCAGGAGUAGGAGUGCUGUCCCUAGCAUGGAGCAUGGCGCAGGUCGGGUGGAUCCUCGGCCCUCUCUGCAUCAUCAUCUUUGCAGCAAUAACUCUUCUUUCUUCUUGCCUUAUGGCUGAAUGCUACAGCCAUCCAGAUCCCGAGGCCGGACCUAUCAGGAACAGGUCUUUCAUGGAAGCUACUAAACUCUAUUUAGGUAACAAGCACCACGCGAUAUUCGGAGUUUUUGUCCAAUUCAACAUAUUCGGGUUAGCUGUUGUCUUCACCAGCACUGCUGGUAGCAGUCUACGGGCGAUUCUGCAGUCAAACUGCUACCACAAAUAUGGGCAUGAUGCUCCUUGCCAAUACGGGGAUAAUUGGUACAUGAUGCUCUUUGGGUUCGUCCAUAUAUUUCUUUCUCAGAUACCCAAUUUUCAUAGCACAAGAUGGAUCUCUAUAAUGGCUUUGGUCAUGUCCUUGUGCUUCUCAUUCAUCGGCGUUGGAUUAGGACUGGCAAAAGUAAUCGAAAAUGGAACAGUAAAGGGCAGUAUCACGGGCGUCCCCAGUUCUAAUUCUGCUAAAAAAACAUUUGAAGUAUUCACGGCGCUGGGAGACAUUGCUUUUGCCUACCCAUUCGCAAUUAUUCUUUUCGAGAUCGAGGACACGCUGAAAUCGCCUCCACCAGUGAACAAGACGAUGAAUGCCGCCUGCACGAUCGCGCUCUCGAUCAUCACUUUCUUUUUCCUCUGCUACGGAUGCCUUGGGUAUGCAGCAUUUGGGGACAGUACGCCUGAGAAUCUCCUCACGGGCUUCGGUUUUUACGAGCCCUAUUGGCUUGUUGACUUUGCAAAUGCCUGCGUUGUAAUCUAUCUGAUGGGAGCAUAUCAAAUUUACAGUCAGGCGUGUUUCUCAACGGUGGAGAGAUGGUUCCGUGAGAGAUUCCCAGACAGCAGGUUCCUUGACAAGUCCUUUUCGUUCAAGUUCCCAUUAUUACCGACGAUCCAGAUGAACCUCUUCCAAGCCUGUUUCCGGACGUUGUACGUCGCAACAGCAACUUUGCUAGCAAUAACGUUCCCGUACUUCACCUCGGUCAUCGGAGUUUUGGGAGCCGUAUUUUUUUGGCCAUUUGCAGUGUAUGCUCCCGUGCAGAUGUACAUUGUGCAAAAGAGUGUUCGAGCUUGGAGUAGGGAGUGGAUUCUUCUGAUGGCAUUUAGCUCUGUCGGGCUCGUUCUUACAGUCAUGGGAACUAUCGGGUCACUCGAGGAACUUGUUCGUGCCAAACUUAGUUGACAAACAGCUAUGAGAUGUAGUGCAAAAGGACCUUACCGAUGAUUUGCAGGGAGGAACCCUCCCAAAUAGUUGAAAGGGCAGCUGGUGCACUAUUACUACCUAUCAGUUUGCUCACAGCUUCUUUUCCUCUGUAUAUGUCCAUCCAACUUGAUAGUGCAAUGUUUUGCUGCGUUUAGUUUCAAAGUAGGAUUUUAAAAUUAGAUUUUAAUUUUGAAAAAGAGUGAUAUAAAUGGGGUCCUUUUGACUUUGUAUGACUUAUUUUGUUUUAUUGUGAAAAAAUGGUAUAAAUGGGGCUCAGUAUUUGGUUUUGUAUGGGUUAUUUUAUUUUGUUAUGGGUAUAAUUAGGUUAAAGUUG
Messenger RNA from Punica granatum (pomegranate), 1820 nucleotides. The record is from RefSeq and is a predicted model, not a curated record. Lineage: Eukaryota; Viridiplantae; Streptophyta; Magnoliopsida; Myrtales; Lythraceae.